ACUCAGGGGUUGGAGGCAGCAGCCGCGGCAGCACAGCAGCGUCGACCGGAUCCCCCCACCGGUGCCCCUGUCCCGGGCCAGGAGACCACCCCAGCUCCCUCAGCUUCCUCGUGCCAGGCGACACCCACUCCGCCGCCAUGUCGCUCCCCAUGUCGGACCACGACAAACGCAAGCAGAUCAGCGUGCGGGGCCUGGCCGGGGUGGAGAACGUCUCCGACCUGAAGAAGAACUUCAACCGGCACCUGCACUUCACGCUGGUCAAGGACCGGAACGUGGCCACCCCGCGCGACUACUACUUCGCGUUGGCGCACACCGUGCGGGACCAUCUGGUGGGCCGCUGGAUUCGCACCCAGCAGCACUACUACGAGAAGGACCCCAAGAGGAUCUACUACCUCUCGCUGGAGUUCUACAUGGGCCGGACACUGCAGAACACCAUGGUGAACUUAGCCCUGGAGAAUGCCUGUGACGAGGCCACGUACCAGCUGGGCCUGGAUAUGGAGGAGCUGGAAGAGAUAGAAGAGGAUGCUGGACUGGGGAAUGGUGGGCUGGGCCGCCUGGCAGCCUGCUUCCUGGACUCCAUGGCCACUCUGGGCCUGGCCGCCUAUGGCUACGGGAUCCGUUACGAGUUUGGGAUUUUCAACCAGAAGAUCAAUAACGGCUGGCAGAUGGAGGAGGCGGAUGACUGGCUGCGUUACGGGAACCCCUGGGAGAAGGCCCGGCCCGAGUUCACCCUGCCUGUCCACUUCUAUGGCCGAGUGGAGCACACCGACCAAGGAGCCAAGUGGGUGGACACCCAGAUCGUGCUGGCCAUGCCCUAUGACACCCCGGUGCCCGGCUACCGCAACAAUACCGUCAACACCAUGCGGCUGUGGUCUGCCAAGGCCCCCAAUGACUUCAAUCUCAAGGACUUUAACGUCGGCGGCUACAUCCAGGCUGUGCUGGACCGGAAUUUGGCCGAGAACAUCUCCCGAGUCUUAUACCCCAAUGACAAUUUCUUCGAGGGGAAGGAGCUGAGGUUGAAGCAGGAAUACUUCGUGGUGGCUGCCACACUCCAGGACAUCAUCCGCCGCUUCAAAUCCUCCAAAUUUGGGUGCCGGGACGCUGUGCGCACCAACUUCGAAGCCUUUCCCGAGAAGGUGGCCAUCCAGCUGAACGACACUCACCCGUCACUGGCUAUCCCGGAGCUGAUGAGGGUCCUGGUGGAUGUGGAGAAGCUCGAAUGGGACAAGGCGUGGGAUGUGACGGUGAAAACCUGUGCCUACACCAACCACACGGUGCUGCCCGAGGCUCUGGAGCGCUGGCCCGUCCACUUGCUGGAGACCCUCUUGCCCCGCCACCUGCAGAUCAUCUACGAGAUCAACCAGCGGUUCCUCAACAGGGUGGCAGCGGCGUUUCCCGGAGACAUGGAUCGGCUGCGGCGCAUGUCCCUGGUGGAGGAGGGCGGAGUGAAACGCAUCAACAUGGCACACCUGUGCAUCGCCGGGGCCCACGCCGUCAAUGGCGUCGCCCGCAUCCACUCCGAAAUCCUCAAGAAGACCAUCUUUAAGGAUUUCUACGAGUUGGAGCCACACAAGUUCCAGAACAAGACCAAUGGGAUCACGCCCCGGCGCUGGCUGGUACUGUGCAAUCCGGGUCUGGCCGAGGUCAUCGCUGAGAGGAUCGGGGAGGAGUACAUCUCGGACCUGGACCAGCUGCGCAAGCUGCUGGCCUACGUGGACGAUGAGGGCUUCAUCCGGGACGUGGCUAAGGUCAAACAGGAGAACAAGCUGAAGUUUGCAGCCUACCUGGAGAAAGAGUACAACGUUCACAUCAAUCCCAACUCGCUCUUUGACGUCCAGGUGAAGAGGAUCCACGAAUACAAGCGGCAGCUCCUCAACUGCCUCCACGUCAUCACCCUGUACAACCGCAUCAAGAAGGAUCCCAACAAGUUUUUUGUGCCGCGGACAGUGAUGAUCGGAGGGAAGGCAGCCCCUGGAUACCACAUGGCCAAGAUGAUCAUCAAACUCAUCACCUCCAUCGGGGACGUGGUCAAUAAUGACCCAGUUGUGGGGGAUCGCCUCAAAAUGAUCUUCCUGGAGAACUACCGGGUGUCUUUGGCUGAGAAAGUGAUCCCAGCCUCAGACCUGUCGGAGCAGAUCUCCACCGCUGGCACCGAGGCCUCAGGCACCGGGAACAUGAAGUUUAUGCUGAACGGGGCCCUGACCAUCGGCACCAUGGACGGUGCCAAUGUGGAGAUGGCGGAGGAGGCGGGCGAGGAGAACUUCUUUAUCUUCGGCAUGAGGGUCGAGGAUGUAGACCGGCUAGACCAGAAGGGGUACAACGCUCAGGAAUUCUACGACAGCCUCCCUGAGCUCAGACAGGUCAUAGAGCAGCUGAGCAGCGGCUUCUUCUCCCCGAAGCAGCCUGACCUGUUCAAGGACAUCGUCAAUAUGCUCAUGCACCACGACCGGUUUAAGGUGUUUGCUGACUUCAAAGCCUACAUCCAGUGCCAAGAGAAAGUGAGCGCCUUGUACAAGAACCCACGGGAGUGGACACGGAUGGUGAUCAGGAACAUCGCCACUUCUGGCAAGUUCUCCAGCGACCGCACCAUCGCUCAGUACGCCAGGGAGAUCUGGGGCGUGGAGCCCUCCCAUCAGCGCCUGGCAGCCCCCGAUGAACACUUCUGAGCUCUCAGGACCCCUGUGCUCAGUCCCAGACCUGCCCCCCGCCCCCCCCCCGCCCCCCCGCCGCUGGCUUAGCCCUCUCCGGCCCUGGAACCUCCUCCCUUCUAACUGCAUCUGUGUCCCGUCCUGCCCCCGGCCCCGGGGAGAUGUUCUGACGUCUCCUUGUGCCCUCACGUGACCCCUGCGACCCAGUUCCAUGUCAAGCGUGCUAUUUGUGAAGCGCUUAUCAUAGCCCAGCACUGUGCUAAGCGCUAGGUUGGUUACAAAGAUAAUUAGGUGGGACACGGUCCCUGUCCCAAAGGGGGCUCACAAUCCAAGCCCCUCCCCAGUCCCCCGGGGUCUGAGGCCCUGCUUUCUCCAGCCUUCCUCCUCCAUCCCCAUUAUUUAUGGGGCGGAGGGGUCCCCCCUCCCAGCGUCUGACACUGUGACGACCUAGUGACGGGUCUGGGGUCUGCCUCUAAUAAACCAGCCCCGGGGCCAAUUCUG
Molecule: messenger RNA, 3149 nt
Organism: Ornithorhynchus anatinus (platypus)
Lineage: Eukaryota; Metazoa; Chordata; Mammalia; Monotremata; Ornithorhynchidae
Gene: PYGM
Product: glycogen phosphorylase, muscle associated
Exons: 20
Coding region: 138-2666 (842 amino acids)
Biological process (GO): glycogen catabolic process
Cellular component (GO): cytoplasm
Molecular function (GO): pyridoxal phosphate binding; glycogen phosphorylase activity
Source: RefSeq, a predicted model, not a curated record